Molecule: messenger RNA, 819 nt
Organism: Monosiga brevicollis MX1
Lineage: Eukaryota; Choanoflagellata; Craspedida; Salpingoecidae
Exons: 2
Coding region: 1-819 (272 amino acids)
Source: RefSeq, a predicted model, not a curated record
AUGGCGGCGCUGGCGUCGCUUCUGCUUGCCCUAUGCCUCUUUGUGGCACAAGUCGGCGCCCAACUCGUCACCAUUUCCAAACAUGAGCAAGGAUUGGCUGCAACGACCUUGCCCGACCUUGCAGUCGGCGAGUCCGUGCGCUUCAUGCUCACUCUGGAAGGAAGUACGGGCACUUACAACGUAAUAUCAGAUAUUACCUACAACAACAACAUUGGACAAACAGCGACGUUCAAGGUUGAUUCAGCUAUUGUGGCCAGCAUCGACGCGCAGAUAACCACAACCAACCUCAACGAGCUUGAUGAUGCCAGUGUGCUGGUUGCCAACGAAGCCAUACGCUUUGACUUUGGAAGCUGUACAUUCGCUUCUACCGCAAGCAUCAUUCUAAACGUAACGGGCCGCUUUGAUGAAGCAGCGCUUGAUACAAGCCGAGGACAUCAAGCAGUGCUUCAAGCGUCCACAACUUUCGGUGGCUCUAAUGUAGUCGAAAGCGAUCAGGUGACGGUAGUUGAGCCGGAGCUGAAUGUGUCGCGCACGACAACACUGCCGGUGGGCAACGAUGGCGCGUCUGUGGAUGCGGGCGACGUGUAUGCGUUUACGGCGACGAUUGACCACGCGGUGGUGUCUGAUGCGCCAGCGUACGAUGUUGUGUACCGGGACGACGUUGGAUGGACGAUGUCGGUGGAGUCUGGGAGCGUGACGUGUACGAUUACGGGCGCGGGUACGGAGGACUGCUCGGGAGACGUGAGCUUUGUGGGCAGCACGGUGGAACUUGUGCUGUCGCGGGGCUUGCUGGUGACUGAGCAGGUGAACCUGGCGUGA